GGGUUUCUCCGCCGUUUCUAGGGUUUUCUCAUCGUUUGUCCUCUCCCUCGGCGGCACCAGAAUCAGGAGGCCAAAAUGCCGUCGCACAAGACCUUCAGGAUCAAGAAGAAACUGGCGAAGAAGAUGAGGCAGAACCGACCGAUUCCUCACUGGAUCCGUCUCCGUACUGACAACACCAUCAGGUACAACGCGAAACGCAGGCACUGGCGCCGUACAAAGCUCGGAUUCUGAGCAUCAUCAGGUUCUUUGUUAGAUUUUUCGUUUAAGUUACUGGCUUCGUUCGUCCGGCGAAGAGUUAUCAGAGAGACAGAUUUGCAAAUUUUCGAUGUAAUUUUUGGAUUAUCUGAAAAAUGUUGGCUUCGUUCUUCGGUUUUCUCGAUUCCUUAAAUUGCGUUGUUAAUAUCUUCUUCCUACGUCGUGAUCUGGAGGAUUUCAUCGCGUUUUGAGAUACGAAACUUUCAUAUGACUCGUUUA
Messenger RNA from Tarenaya hassleriana, 474 nucleotides. Its product is annotated as 60S ribosomal protein L39. Gene Ontology annotation, biological process: translation. NCBI's taxonomy places the organism in Eukaryota, Viridiplantae, Streptophyta, Magnoliopsida, Brassicales, Cleomaceae. The record is from RefSeq and is a predicted model, not a curated record. Bases 76 to 231 code for a protein of 51 amino acids. Gene Ontology annotation, molecular function: structural constituent of ribosome. Gene Ontology annotation, cellular component: ribosome; cytosolic large ribosomal subunit. The transcript is spliced from 3 exons.